This is a messenger RNA of Homo sapiens (human), 1640 nucleotides long. It is a transcript of the gene CKMT2, whose product is annotated as creatine kinase, mitochondrial 2. The record is from RefSeq and is marked reviewed. Gene Ontology annotation, cellular component: mitochondrial inner membrane. NCBI's taxonomy places the organism in Eukaryota, Metazoa, Chordata, Mammalia, Primates, Hominidae. Bases 241 to 1500 code for a protein of 419 amino acids. Gene Ontology annotation, molecular function: creatine kinase activity; kinase activity; phosphotransferase activity, nitrogenous group as acceptor. The transcript is spliced from 11 exons. Gene Ontology annotation, biological process: phosphocreatine biosynthetic process.
GCAUACACUUCUUGGCUGUGUGCGCUCAGCAGGACGUGGGAGGCUCCGGCUUCAAGAUCAAAGGAAAUGUUUCCCUUUGUCCCGUUUCACACUAAACGGGUUGGGGAGGAACCAGGGGAGAUGUCAACCGUCUGCCGGUGACUGGGAAGUUUUCUGCAAGUCCUCCACAGCAUAGGCCAGCAGGCCACUUUUCACUAACAGAAGUCACAAGCCAAGUGAGACACUCAUCCAAGAGGAAGGAUGGCCAGUAUCUUUUCUAAGUUGCUAACUGGCCGCAAUGCUUCUCUGCUGUUUGCUACCAUGGGCACCAGUGUCCUGACCACCGGGUACCUGCUGAACCGGCAGAAAGUGUGUGCCGAGGUCCGGGAGCAGCCUAGGCUAUUUCCUCCAAGCGCAGACUACCCAGACCUGCGCAAGCACAACAACUGCAUGGCCGAGUGCCUCACCCCCGCCAUUUAUGCCAAGCUUCGCAACAAGGUGACACCCAACGGCUACACGCUGGACCAGUGCAUCCAGACUGGAGUGGACAACCCUGGCCACCCCUUCAUAAAGACUGUGGGCAUGGUGGCUGGUGACGAGGAGUCCUAUGAGGUGUUUGCUGACCUUUUUGACCCCGUCAUCAAACUAAGACACAACGGCUAUGACCCCAGGGUGAUGAAGCACACAACGGAUCUGGAUGCAUCAAAGAUCACCCAAGGGCAGUUCGACGAGCAUUACGUGCUGUCUUCUCGGGUGCGCACUGGCCGCAGCAUCCGUGGGCUGAGCCUGCCUCCAGCCUGCACCCGGGCCGAGCGAAGGGAGGUAGAGAACGUGGCCAUCACUGCCCUGGAGGGCCUCAAGGGGGACCUGGCUGGCCGCUACUACAAGCUGUCCGAGAUGACGGAGCAGGACCAGCAGCGGCUCAUCGAUGACCACUUUCUGUUUGAUAAGCCAGUGUCCCCUUUAUUAACAUGUGCUGGGAUGGCCCGUGACUGGCCAGAUGCCAGGGGAAUCUGGCAUAAUUAUGAUAAGACAUUUCUCAUCUGGAUAAAUGAGGAGGAUCACACCAGGGUAAUCUCAAUGGAAAAAGGAGGCAAUAUGAAACGAGUAUUUGAGCGAUUCUGUCGUGGACUAAAAGAAGUAGAACGGUUAAUCCAAGAACGAGGCUGGGAGUUCAUGUGGAAUGAGCGCCUAGGAUACAUUUUGACCUGUCCUUCGAACCUUGGAACAGGACUACGAGCUGGUGUCCACGUUAGGAUCCCAAAGCUCAGCAAGGACCCACGCUUUUCUAAGAUCCUGGAAAACCUAAGACUCCAGAAGCGUGGCACAGGUGGUGUGGACACUGCCGCGGUCGCAGAUGUGUACGACAUUUCCAACAUAGAUAGAAUUGGUCGAUCAGAGGUUGAGCUUGUUCAGAUAGUCAUCGAUGGAGUCAAUUACCUGGUGGAUUGUGAAAAGAAGUUGGAGAGAGGCCAAGAUAUUAAGGUGCCACCCCCUCUGCCUCAGUUUGGCAAAAAGUAAACUUUCCCUUUCCCAAUUUAUAAAUAAUCUGUCUGCUGGUACGACAGACAUAAAUCUCUACUCUGAGAGUUUUUAUACACUUGGAAAAAUAUAAAAUUGUAGAUCCUGCCUAUCUUUACAAUAAAACUCUCCUUAAUAUA